Messenger RNA from Vicia villosa (hairy vetch), 1347 nucleotides. RefSeq names its product 4-hydroxy-tetrahydrodipicolinate synthase, chloroplastic-like. Gene Ontology annotation, molecular function: 4-hydroxy-tetrahydrodipicolinate synthase activity. The record is from RefSeq and is a predicted model, not a curated record. The transcript has 3 exons. The coding region runs from base 203 to 1267 and encodes 354 amino acids. NCBI's taxonomy places the organism in Eukaryota, Viridiplantae, Streptophyta, Magnoliopsida, Fabales, Fabaceae.
CAUUCUUUAUUUUAUUUUUAUAUUUAUUUUUAUAUUUCUCGUUUUUCUUUUAUUUCUUUUAUUAGAUAGAUUCUGGUCUAUGCAUGCGAAUUGCUUCAUUGACUAUAAUAAAAAAAGUUCUUUCAUUGAUUUUGAUAGAUUUUUAGUGAACUAGGUUUCAUAUCGUGCUUUAACUAUUCCUGAUCCUAAAAUUACUGCACAAAUGGCUUCUACGGUCCCACUUGGAGUAGCGCACUGUUUUGCUAAACCCUUUCGCACCUCGUACCAGAAGCCGUCACCACUGGCAAAUGCGCUACCCACUUAUGACCGCUCAAUGAGCACCACGGGGUUGAAAGAAAGGACUUCAAUGGAGGAGUUGAGGAGUCUGAAAAUGGUAACGGCUGUCAAGACUCCAUACCUACCGAAUGGCCAAUUCGAUCUCGAUACAUAUGAUAACUUGGUGAACAUGCAAAUUGCAAAAGGUGUUGAAGGUAUCCUUGUUGCUGGAACAACCGGUGAAGGCUAUUUAAUGACUUGGGACGAACAAAUAAUGCUUAUAGCACAUACAGUUAACUCUUUCGGCGACAAAGUUAAGGUUAUCGGCAACGCUGGAAGCAACUGCACAUCAGAAGCAAUUACUGCCACCGAGCAAGGUUUCGCCGUUGGAAUGGAUGCGGCAAUGCAUAUAAACCCUUACUAUGGAAAAACCUCGUCAGACGGAUUGAUUGCUCACUACAAUAGCGUGCUUUCAGUCGGGCCGGUGAUCAUAUACAACGUACCAACCAGGUCUGCCCAUGAUAUUCCUCCUAGCGUAGUUGAGAAAUUGGCUGAAAAUCCUAACUUGGUUGGCAUCAAGGAGUGUAUCGGAAAUGACCGAGUGAAAAUGUAUACAGGUAAAGGACUUCAUGUUUGGACGGGUAACGAUGAAGAAAGCCAUGAAGCUAGAUGGGAAUGUGGUGCUACUGGACUUCACUCUGUUGCAGGAAACUUGAUUCCUGGUUUGAUGAAGGAACUCAUGUUUGAAGGUAAGAAUCCUACCUUGAAUGCGAAGUUGACGCCUUUGUUUAAGUGGCUUUUUCAUGUGCCGACACCGGUUGCUUUGAACACUGCACUUGCCCAACUUGGAGUUAUCAGACCAAUUUUCAGGUUACCGCAUGUUCCUGUUCCUGUUGAAAAGAGAAGAGAGUUUGUGAGUUUGGUGAAGGAAAUGGGUAGAGAGAAUUUUGUUGGUGAAAAAGAUGUUCAAGUUCUUGAAGAUGAUGACUUCAUUGUCGUUGCUCGAUAUUAAAAGCUGAAAACACCGUAUGUGACAUUCCAUAGUGUAACAUUAAGUUGACAAAUAAAAUAAGGUUUAUUUUUCGGUUGAAA